GAAGGUGACUGGGUUUGUGGAGAAGCAAAAUGUGGUAAUAUAAAUUUUGCUAGACGUUCAAAGUGUAACAGGUGUGGCAAAGAAAAAGAUGAAGGAAUUGAAAUUAAGAAACAAGGCACAGAAAUUGGAAAGUUGAUGGCAGAAAAAAGUCAUGGAUUGUUCAGUGCUGAUGACUGGCAGUGCAAGACGUGUGGAAAUGUAAAUUGGGCUAGAAGAUCUCAAUGCAAUGUAUGCAAUACUCCUAAAUUUUCUAAAGCUGAAAAACGCACAGGCUAUGGCGGCGGGUACAUGGAAAGGGAUGAAGUGAUUGAAUAUAAAGAGAGAAAUGAUUCAGAUGAUGAGUUUGAUGAGUUUGGAAGAAAGAAAAAAAAGUUCAGAGGCUCUGUUCAAGGUUCUAGUUCUAUUCUUCAAGAUUGUGCUGACAAAGAUCUGGAUAAAGAAGAAAAUGUAAAAAAAACCAUUGAUCAAAGAAAUAAAUAUGAGGAAGAUGAAGAU
Helobdella robusta is the source of this 495-nucleotide messenger RNA. RefSeq lists its product as hypothetical. The annotation marks the transcript as partial. Gene Ontology annotation, molecular function: lipopolysaccharide binding; RNA binding. Lineage: Eukaryota; Metazoa; Annelida; Clitellata; Rhynchobdellida; Glossiphoniidae. Gene Ontology annotation, biological process: RNA processing. The record is from RefSeq and is a predicted model, not a curated record. The transcript is spliced from 6 exons.